AUGGUAAAUCGCGUGUCGAUGUGCGCGGCGUAUGGGAAGGUCGCGGCGAGCGCGGCGUUUGGGAAGGUCGAAGCGAGCGCGGAGGGGAAGGCGGAAGAGAGGACGGAGAUGGUAGGCGCGGACGGGGAAGCGGAUGAGAAGACGGAGUUGGAGGCCCAGGCGUUAGCGGCAUCCGCAUGCGCCCUAUGGUGCUUCGUGGAGACGGGGGCGUCGGUGCUCGGUGCUGUGGGUGAAGGGAAGGCGGCGGCGAUGGUUGUAGGUGCGGGGGAGAAGAGGGCCGAGAACUUCAAGAAGGUGAUGCACGCGGUGAUCGACCUAGCACGCAAUAGGGAGGCACCCGCAGGGGAGGUUGCACACAACGUCGCACCGGCGCUGCAGCGUCAGGCUGUGGACAAUGCGUUGAGCUCGUAA
This is a messenger RNA of Closterium sp. Yama58-4, 411 nucleotides long. NCBI's taxonomy places the organism in Eukaryota, Viridiplantae, Streptophyta, Zygnematophyceae, Desmidiales, Closteriaceae. The record is from the annotation of a GenBank genome assembly.